AUGAUACUCAAUUGGCACGACUUCGACGCUGUGUUUCAACAAAAACCGGACUAUGCACCAGACCAGAAAACGGUCGAGAACGUCAUAAGGCAUCGUAAAGAGUUUGGAGACGAAUUGUUCUUCGAUCGAAUCUGGAAGUCCAUUGGGCUAACACACCCCUCGAGGAAGAACUACCCAGCGAGAUCCAACCAAGAUCUGAGAAACCUGUGGUCUAGGAUCGUUCAUUCCCCCGCGCCAGAUGAGCAGAAGCUAGCUCUCCUUUUCUAUGUCCUCCUCGACUGUCGUGGGUUACAUAACGCAGACAAUACCUUCGUACGGAGGACAUAUCUACCGCAGAAAUACCAGCUUCUCGUGCAAGGACUAUGGGAACUUGACCAUGCUCAAUUCUCCAGAGCCUUGGAACACCUGACCGACCCUUCGCUCGCUCUACCGUUCGCUGACGAAGUCCUCCUCACUCUCCUUAAACAUCCCAAAUGUGACUCGUCAUUGGCAGCCGCUUUCUACAUCAGCGUGUCGCCGCCACUGAAAGAGCAGAAGACAUUGGAUGCAUAUUUUGAAUUACUAUCCUCCAACAAUCUGGUAGAAGCAUACUAUUUCGCAAAGAGACAGGACGAGCUGAAUCACAAAUCCUUGUUUGAGAGACUUAUUGCAAAAGUUCACCAGGAAACAGCGGGCCAUGCCCGUGCUGCUCGAGCGACCCUUCUUGCAGGACUACCAUUUAGCUCCGAAGAGGAGGCGUGGUUCGAGAACUUCUUACUUGAUGGCAAGGGAUCCAAGCUUCCCGGUGCCAAGGACACAGUGAUGGUGCGUCGCAUUGCUACAGGCAGAUCGGCGACCGCGGCGACCGAAAGUGCCGCGCUUAGUAGACAAAAGGGAGAAAACAUAGAUGGGGUUAGCUGGGAGACAGUCCGGAAGUCAAUUACAGAAGCUACACCUAGCUGA
Molecule: messenger RNA, 942 nt
Organism: Exophiala aquamarina CBS 119918
Lineage: Eukaryota; Fungi; Ascomycota; Eurotiomycetes; Chaetothyriales; Herpotrichiellaceae
Exons: 2
Coding region: 1-942 (313 amino acids)
Source: RefSeq, a predicted model, not a curated record